Molecule: messenger RNA, 1050 nt
Organism: Malassezia sympodialis ATCC 42132
Lineage: Eukaryota; Fungi; Basidiomycota; Malasseziomycetes; Malasseziales; Malasseziaceae
Product: Mov34/MPN/PAD-1 family protein
Molecular function (GO): protein binding; metallopeptidase activity
Source: RefSeq, a predicted model, not a curated record
AUGGACGCGGCUCGCACGGCGCUUGAGGUAACGAACGGCGUGACUGAGCUGGACCCCGCGGCGGCAUGGCUAUAUGCCCCGGACGACGGUACAUACCAGGCUCUGCUCCAAGCGGCGCCGUGGCGAGAAGACCCUACGUACUUCCAGCAUGUCCGCAUUGCGAUGCCGGCGCUGCUCAAGAUGGUGCUGCAUGCGCGGGCAGGCGGUAACUUGGAGGUGAUGGGGCUCAUGCAGGGCAAGGUGUGCACAAAGACACGCACUUUCUAUGUGCUGGACGCGUUCGCUCUGCCCGUCGAGGGCACAGAAACGCGCGUGAAUGCACAAAACGAGGCAUACGAGUACAUGGUAUCCUACCUGGAGUCGUGCCGGGCUGCCGGACGCACCGAACCGGUGCUCGGCUGGUACCACUCGCACCCUGGCUACGGAUGCUGGCUGAGCGGCAUUGAUGUGGCGACGCAGCGGACGAAUCAGCAACAGGACCCGUUUGUCGCUGUGGUCAUCGAUCCCUGGCGCACCAUGUCGGCGGGCCGCGUAGACAUUGGCGCGUUCCGCACGUUCCCUCCCGGCUAUGAUGCCCAUGCGCAUGCUGGUGCGACCGACAGCGCGCGCGCCGUGCCACCUGGUAAGGCCGACGACUAUGGUGCACAUGCGUCCGAGUACUAUGCACUGGAUGUCUCUUUCUUCCGGAGUGCGCGCGACCGGCCACUGUACGACGCGCUGUGGCAGGUGUACUGGGCGCACGCGCUGUGCACCUCGUCCUCACGCAUGCAGCAGGCGCUUCUGCAGCAGCAUGCCGAGUCGUUCGUGGAUGCGUGCCGCAAGGCAGCGCCUGCUGCUGAGACGGGCACACGCGCCAGUGGGACGCUGGCGCAGGCCGCUCGCGAUGUGCCGCGUGCGACAGGGGGCGGCGACCAGGUGCUCGCGCAGCACCUCAUGGCACGAUCUGCCGACACACCGCUGGCGCGAACUGCUGCAGAGGCCCAGGCCCUCGCACGUCACAUGCAGCACGCGCUGCUCCGGCGGCAGCUCCAGACAGCUCUGUUUCCCUAG